CCAUCCCAGGACCGUUCACUUUGGGACGCCAACUUAAAUCGAGCCAACGCAAGUACGCGUACGUACUUGUGCCCUCUCCCAACCAUCGCUAACGCACGCAACCAAAUUAUUUAAAAAAAAGGAGAACUCACAUACAUUCAAACUUGCAAUGUCUCUCAGCAGCAUAGUGCCAAAACCAGCAGAAUAUGGCGGCAGCGACAGUAGUUGUACUACUACUGUGGAAGUUUCGCCGGAGAUGCCUGCUGGAACCCAGAACAAGGCCGCGCCCGCUACCCAAGUUAAUUCACAAGCUUUCCUACAACUAACGUUGUAUCCUAUAACUUUAAAGUUUGAGGAGGUGUUUUACAAAGUGAAAGUGGAGCAGAAAGGGAGUAGAGGUAGGAGCAGAUCUAGAGAAAAGAGUAUACUGAGUGGGAUAACAGGUAUGGUAUGUCCAGGAGAGAUAUUGGCUAUGUUAGGGCCAUCCGGAAGUGGGAAGACGACCCUUCUUACUUCCCUGGGAGGGCGCCUCAAUCAUCAGAAUAACGUUAAGUUCAUGUCAGGAAAGAUCAGCUACAACGGCCAGCCAUUCUGCGGCGCCAUCAAAAGACGAACGGGAUUCGUUGCCCAGGACGACGUUCUGUACCCGCAUCUCACGGUGACUGAGACUCUUGUGUUCACGGCUCUCCUGAGGCUGCCCAACAGCCUGAGCCGGGACGAGAAAGUGCAGCACGUGGAGCAGGUGAUCAGCGAGCUGGGAUUGACUCAGUGCCGGAGCAGCAUGAUAGGGGGGCCACUGUUUAGAGGGAUCUCAGGGGGAGAGAAGAAGAGGGUGAGUAUAGGUCAAGAGAUGCUGAUUAACCCGAGCUUACUUUUAUUGGAUGAGCCCACCUCAGGGUUGGACUCCACUACAGCUCAGCGGAUCCUGAUCACACUCAAAAGGCUUGCGAGUGGGGGCCGAACCCUUGUCACCACCAUCCACCAGCCCUCCAGCCGCAUCUACCACAUGUUUGAUAAGCUCGUCCUGCUUUCCGAGGGCUCCCCCAUUUAUUAUGGCCCUGCUUCUGCGGCCCUCAAUUAUUUUUCCUCCAUCGGUUUCUCCACGUCCUUGCCUAGUGUGAAUCCUGCUGAUCUUUUGCUGGAUCUUGCUAACGGAAUCGCCCCUGAUUCCCAACAUGCAUCUGAGCAGUGGGAGAACACGAACGCGGAACAAGAGCAGAAAAUGGUGAGAAAAGCUCUCAUUUCUGCCUACGAUAAGAACAUUUACGCAAAGUUGAAAGAUGAGCUCUGUGCUGGUUUGGAGGUCAAUAACUACGACAAUUACAUGAAAGGAGCUGCUUCUGCAAAGCAAUAUUGGUGUACAAGCUGGUGGCACCAGUUCAAGGUGCUGUUUCAGAGGGGGUUAAGGGAGAGAAGGUAUGAAGCCUUCAACAGGCUACGGAUUUUCCAAGUAGUAAGUGUGGCCACGCUUGGUGGACUCCUCUGGUGGCGUACACCCACGUCUCACAUUGAAGACCGUAUCGCUUUGCUCUUCUUCUUCUCCGUAUUUUGGGGGUUCUACCCACUGUACAAUGCAGUGUUCACAUUUCCCCAGGAGAGAAGGAUGCUGAUAAAAGAACGAUCCUCGGGAAUGUACCAGCUUUCAUCCUACUUCCUAGCAAGAACAGUUGGAGACCUGCCGCUGGAGCUGGCACUGCCAACAGCAUUUGUGUUAAUAAUCUAUUGGAUGGGAGGGCUUAAACCGGACCCCUUCACGUUCAUCCUGUCCCUGCUCGUGGUUCUGUACAGCGUGCUGGUCUCCCAAAGCCUAGGGUUAGCCAUUGGUGCCAUUCUGAUGGACAUAAAGCAAGCCACCACUUUGGCGUCGGUUACAACACUUGUCUUCCUCAUCGCCGGGGGUUACUACAUUCAACAGAUUCCUCCCUUUAUCGUGUGGCUGAAGUACUUAAGCUAUAGCUACUACUGUUACAAGCUUCUUCUUGGGGUCCAAUACGACGAGGACGACUUUUAUGAGUGCUCCAAAGGAGUCUUGUGCCGAGUUGGAGAUUUGCCUGCCGUCAAAUCCAUGGGUGGUCUCGACCACUUGUGGCUCGAUGUCUCCAUUCUCGGCUUAAUGUUACUUGGCUACCGCCUUCUUGCUUAUCUUGCACUCCAUCGAGUGCGCUUGAGGAGAUAAUUAAUCAUUGACAUCAUCGAUUUGAUCGUCAUCCGAAGAGUUCUCUCCUUCUUCAUCAACUGAUCGAUGGUGCGUCGAGGAGGAACGUAGCUGAAAAUCAUCACAUCAUGUGGUGGAAAUUUGAGUUGGAAUUAAUUAAAACCGUAUCGUGUGUGCAUGAACCUUGAUAUAUGCUUUAGCCAGCUUACUUUAAUCAGCUCGAUCGAUAUUAAUUACUAACUUGAAGAAGAUCACUCUAAUUGAGUAAUUUCAGAAUAAUACAUUGAUAAUGCUCAAUCGUUUAUGAUAAUAAAGAGGAAAGAACAUAUAUGCUCUUCAAUUUCAAGGUGUGAACACACCCAACUGCCGGAAAAUUAUUGUCUCUGU
Molecule: messenger RNA, 2521 nt
Organism: Malus domestica (apple)
Lineage: Eukaryota; Viridiplantae; Streptophyta; Magnoliopsida; Rosales; Rosaceae
Product: ABC transporter G family member 14
Biological process (GO): transmembrane transport
Cellular component (GO): plasma membrane
Molecular function (GO): ATP hydrolysis activity; ATP binding; ABC-type transporter activity
Source: RefSeq, a predicted model, not a curated record